UGACGGUGCGCACGGCCAGCCACGCCAUUGAACCAGGCAUUUUGGUGCUAUCUGCCGGGCAGGUAGCUCGGUAUGUCGUAAUAUCAUAGUGGGCACGCAGCGCAGUACGCUUCCCGGCUGUUAUGGUUUUCGCCUUGAUUAUACUUUUUUUUCGCUGUUUUAGUUCUCAAAAAUGGGAUAUACCUUCCUCGCAUCUCCAUCUUUACAUGAUGUCUGUAUUUGUCUUACUGUACAAGUUACAUACAUCAGUGCACGACUUUACGACUAUUCUGAUUCUGAUUCUAACUCUCUCGUACCUUGCCGACAACUUGAUUCAUCAACAUUUUCGUCCCAUUACUGAUGCCAUCCGCUAUGGUUCAGUACAACCGAAUUACAUUCUUUCCUUCGACUUUCUUUGUCUGUCUUCUCUCAUCGAAGACUGACUUGAGACGCUGAACUCGACCGUGUACGGUGAACUUGCG
Messenger RNA from Suillus paluster, 461 nucleotides. RefSeq lists its product as uncharacterized. The coding region runs from base 123 to 422 and encodes 99 amino acids. The record is from RefSeq and is a predicted model, not a curated record. Lineage: Eukaryota; Fungi; Basidiomycota; Agaricomycetes; Boletales; Suillaceae. The transcript has a single exon.